Molecule: messenger RNA, 2376 nt
Organism: Salvelinus sp. IW2-2015
Lineage: Eukaryota; Metazoa; Chordata; Actinopteri; Salmoniformes; Salmonidae
Source: RefSeq, a predicted model, not a curated record
CCUGUUUUGUUCAGUAUCCAGAAGCCCAGAGCAGAGUCACCUCCAACCAGCCUGCUAUCAAUGAAGAGUGAUCAGCCACCUGCUUUCAGCCAGGAACCAUUACCAGAUGACAAUAAGGAAGUGGAGAGUUUGGACAGUGAGGAUGCAUUAAAGAUCACACACAACCUUCUGGACAGAAGAAGUCAAAYUCUGCUGACAGUCCAACAAGACAUUAAAGCUAAACUGAAACACAAGUAUCAACACAUAUCUGAAGGAAUUGGACACCAUGGAAACCAAAGUCUGUUCAAGGACAUCUACACAGAGCUCUACAUCACAGAGGGUGGAAGUGGAGGAGUCAGUAAUGAACAUGAGGUUAGACAGAUAGAGAUGGCAUCCAAGAAGCAAACCACACAAGAGACACCAAUCAAAUGCAAUGACAUCUUCAAGCCUUUAACUGGACAAGACAAACCUAUCAGAACUGUGCUGAGUAAAGGAAUCGCUGGCAUUGGAAAAACAGUCUCUGUGCAGAAGGUCAUCCUUGACUGGGCAGAGGGAAAAGCAAAUCAGGACGUUCAUUUCAUGUUUCCUCUUCCUUUCCGUGAUCUGAACUUGAAAAGAGUCCAAUACAGUCUGAUGCAACUUCUUUCCCACUUCUUCUCAGAGCUGAAAGAGAUUGACAGCAUUGAAGAUGGUAACACCAAAACUGUUUUCAUUUUUGAUGGUCUGGAUGAGUGUCGACUUCCUCUAGACUUCAAAAACAAUGAGAAGUGCUGUGAUGUCACGAAGCCAACCUCAGUGGACGUGCUGCUGACAAACCUCAUCGAGGGGACUCUGCUUCCCUCUGCUCUCCUCUGGAUAACCUCAAGGCCUGCAGCAGCCAAUCAGAUCCCUCCUGAGUGUAUUGACAAGGUGACAGAGGUACGAGGGUUCAAUGAUCCACAGAAGGUGAAGUAUUUCAGGAAGAAAAUCACAGAUCAGAAUCUGGCCAAUGAUAUCAUCAAACACAUGAGGAAAAUCAAGGAGCCUCCCACUCAUGUGCCACAUACCAGUCUUCUGUGGAUAUCAGCCACUGUCCUUGAGAUGAUGCUGAAAGAGGCAGAGAAUGAUGAAGUCCCCAAAACUCUGACCCAAGAUGUACUCACACUUCAUGCUCAUCCAAAUCAUUGUGAAGACAGGAAGUACAACAAAGCCACAGAGACAAACCCAAAAAGAACUGUCUCAGUCAGAAAAGAGAUGAUUCCUGAAACUGGCAAAGCUGGCUUUCCCAACAGCUGCAGAAAGGGAAACCUGAUCUUCUAUGAGGAGGACCUGAGAGAGUGUGACUUUGAUGUCACAGAGGCAUCAGAGUACUCAGCAUUGUGUACAGAGAUCUUUAAAGAAGAAUCUGGGCUGUACCAAGAGAAGGUCUACAGCUUUGUACAUCUGAGCAUCCAGGAGUUUCUAGCAGCAGUUCAUGCUUUAGAAUCAUGUCUGGACAAGAAGGAACAUGUGUUCUCCCCCAAGCAGUCACUAAAGUUGACGUCCGACAAGUUGACGUCCGACAAGUUGACGUCCGACAAGUUUGACACUGACAAGUUGACGUCUGACAAGCUGAGGUCCGACAAGUUGACGUCCGACAAGUUGACGUCUGACAAGCUGAGGUCCGACAAGUUGACGUCCGACAAGUUGAAGGUCGACAAGUUGACAACUGACAAGUUGACGUCCGACAAGUUGACCUCCGACAAGUUUGACGUUCCGACAAUAUUAGGUCUUUGUCAGUCAAUAACCUGUUUCUCCUACAGUGUGGAUCCAGGUGGAGAGUGCAGGCUGAAAUCAGGGCUGAGGAAAUAUGCCUGUCAUCUCACCCUGGACCAAAAUACAGCACACCCAAACCUGAUACUGUCUGAGGGGAACAUGAAGGUGACACGGGUGGAAGAGAAGCAGCAUUAUGAAGACCAUCCAGACAGAUUUGACUGUAGUCCCCAAGUUCUCUGCAGAGAAGGCUUAUCUGGAGGUCGUUAUUACUGGGAGGUGGAGAUGGAUGGUGACAUGGCUGACAUUGGUGUGGUGUACAAAGGAAUAAACAGGAAGGGAGAUGAGGAUGACAGUAGAAUUGGAGCCAAUAGGAAGUCCUGGAGUUUAUACUGCUAUGAUAGUGGUUAUUUAUUUUGCCAAGCUGGAGUCAACAGAUCCAUCUCUGGUCCUGUUCCUAACAGAGUUGGAGUGUAUCUGGACUGGCCAGCUGGUACUUUGUCCUUCUAUAGUGUGUCCUCCUCUGGUACACUGACACACCUUUACACAGAACACACCACAUUCACUGAACCCCUUUAUCCUGGGUUUGAGGUUUCCUCCUCAGUGACUCUGUGUCAGAUAGAUGACGAACACAUUCAGAGGUGAGUCAUAGCAAUGUUUUAUCCU